ACGAGUCUAAUGACGUGUCUUUUGUCUGGUGUGCUAUUGAAUACACAUCUGCACGUGCCACUUACUUUAUCUCAUUCCCAAAUGAUCACCUGGUAUAUCAUACCAGAUACUUAGCGGCGCAACAUGUCCAAGGGGGGCCUGGACAACUUUCAUCGGGCCAACUAUCUGUACCAGCUGGCAUGGGCUUCAAUGCGCGUCCGGCCCGACCGGCGUGCUACAUCACACCACUUCUCACACAUGCUCAUAGAGUUCGCCCAGAAAGCUGUGCUGCGGAUGGACAGAGAGAUGAAGCGGACCGUGUGCUCUGCGUGCCACGUGCUGCUCGUGCCGGGUACCACGUGCACGGUGCGCACGCGCAGCCGACCACAGCGCUGUCAGGUGUGGCGGUGCAGCGCCUGCGGCCAGUGUCGCCGCUUCCCCGCGCCCCGACCCCCUGACCGGCGCCGCGGAGGGCACGGCGAGGGGGUGACGAAGAACAGCGCAGCGACGGAGGAGGUGCAGCGUGAACAGAUGGACCGAGGAGAGGGUGGACCGAGUGGAAAACAGGCCACGGGACCGUGUGGAAAUCAGGCCACAGGACCGAGCGGAAAACAGGCCACAGAACCGAGUGGAAACCAGGCCACAGGACCGAGUGGAAACCAGGUCACAGGACCGUGUGGAAACCAGGCCACGGGACCGUGUGGAAAGGAGAGCGCUGGUCCGAGAGGAGAGCAGUCUUCUGGACCGAGUGAAAAGCAGAAUACUGGUCUGAAUGGAAAGCAGAGUACUGGUCCGAAUGGAAAGCAGGGCGCUGGUCCGAGAGGAGCUUUUCCCGCUGGUCCGAGAGGAGCUUUUCCUGCCGGUCCGAGAGGAGCUUUUCCCGCUGGUCCGAGUGGGGCUUUUCCCGCUGGUCCGAGAGGAGCUUUUCCCGCCGGUCCGAGAGGGAAUUGGAACGCCGGUCAUACAGGAAGUUGGAACGCCGGCCCGAGAGGGUAUGGGAACGUCUGUCCGAGAGGGAAUUGGAACGCCGGUCCUACAGGAAGUUGGAACGCCGGCCCGAGAGGGUACGGGAACGCCGGUCCGAGAAGAGGUUGGAACGGAGCUCCCAGUGGAGGGAGGACUGCCGGUCCGACCUGGAAAGCAGGACAGUCGUGGAGACCGGCCGGCCCGAGCAAAUGAUGGGUGAUGUACCGAGGAGAGCUAGUCUGGCUUUGGUAUCGCGAGCUUUCACCCGCUGAUUGGUGUCGUCUUUUGAUCAAAUUAUUUUUUGGUGCCUCGAAAAUCGAGUCACAUAUGAACUGUCCGUUCACUUUUUAUUAUUUAGUUUCGGUAGUGUGAUCUUAACUAACAUUGAGCCAAAUAAUCCAUGUUAAGAAUCUUAAAUGACUAUUGACUAGCAUUCAGAUAUAUAAAUUAUUUAAUGACUCGUAAUGAACUGUGCCUCAAGCGGUACUAGCGUUGUUCAAUGAUCUUGUGUUUGUUACCUGUUGUCAUGCGUUCAUAUAAAAUCUGUCAAUGAAA
Amphibalanus amphitrite is the source of this 1500-nucleotide messenger RNA. RefSeq names its product collagen alpha-2(I) chain-like. Bases 124 to 1158 code for a protein of 344 amino acids. The record is from RefSeq and is a predicted model, not a curated record. Gene Ontology annotation, cellular component: nucleolar ribonuclease P complex. The transcript is spliced from 2 exons. Gene Ontology annotation, biological process: tRNA processing. Lineage: Eukaryota; Metazoa; Arthropoda; Thecostraca; Balanomorpha; Balanidae.